Messenger RNA from Carya illinoinensis, 1568 nucleotides. Its product is annotated as putative glutamine amidotransferase GAT1_2.1. Gene Ontology annotation, cellular component: cytosol. Bases 161 to 1441 code for a protein of 426 amino acids. The record is from RefSeq and is a predicted model, not a curated record. Lineage: Eukaryota; Viridiplantae; Streptophyta; Magnoliopsida; Fagales; Juglandaceae. Gene Ontology annotation, molecular function: hydrolase activity, acting on carbon-nitrogen (but not peptide) bonds, in linear amides. The transcript has 4 exons.
UGUUCGUUUUCCUCUUAAAGCUGUAUAUAUCUAUCUCUCUCUAUAUAUAUAUAUAUGUGUGUGUGUGUAUAUGGAAAGAAAUCCAACUUGUGAAAACUAAACUAGAGUAUAUCGAUCCAAUCUUGAAAGUCAUAGUUCAAUCCUUCUCAUCAUCACUGUCAUGGCCUCAGAUCUCUCCGUGAUCCUCCCUCGCGUUCUCAUCGUCUCUAGACGUAGCGUUCGCAAAAACAAGUUCGUCGAUUUUGUGGGUGAGUAUCAUCUCGAUCUUAUAGUAGGCUAUGGUGCAGUACCUGUCAUUGUUCCCCGUGUUCAUGGGGUUCAUAUGUUAUUAGAUAGCUUUGAGCCCAUCCAUGGCGUUCUUCUUUGUGAAGGAGAGGACAUUGAUCCAUCUCUAUAUGAGGAAGAAACCUCUGGCCUUUCGCCAGAAGAAUUAGAAGAAAUCAGGGGGCUUCAUUCCAGUGAUACCGCCAUUGAUAAAGAGAAGGAUACGAUCGAGUUGAGGCUCGCAAAGCUUUGCCUAGAAAGAAACAUACCCUACUUGGGAAUCUGCAGGGGUUCACAGGUAUUAAAUGUUGCAUGUGGGGGUUCCCUAUACCAAGACAUAGAGAAAGAAGUAUCAAGCAAGUGCCCAGAUGAGCAGAGAGUCAAACACAUUGAUUAUGACAAUUAUGAUGGGCAUAGGCACGUGGUUAAGGUGGUGGAGAAUACCCCCUUGCAUCAUUGGUUCAAGGAUUCUUUGGAGGAAGAAUGGAAAAUGGGGAUUUGGGUGAAUAGCUAUCAUCACCAAGGGGUUAAGAGAUUGGCUCAGAGAUUUGUUCCAAUGGCAUUUGCUCCCGAUGGUUUGAUUGAAGGGUUUUAUGAUGCUGAUGCUUAUAAUCCAGAUGAGGGUAAAUUCAUUAUGGGACUCCAAUUUCAUCCAGAGAGAAUGAGGCAGACGAACUCUGACGAAUUUGAUUAUCCUGGAUGUCCAUUUGCUUAUCAGGAAUUUGUGAAGGCGGUUAUUGCUUAUCAGAAGAAACGUAAUAGCACAACAUCAGUGCCAAAACCCAUAAAGCUCGAUCGAGAAAUGGAGAAUAAAAGAAAAGUUAUCAUGCGGAGUUUCUCACUCGCAAAAAAUAUCUACGCAACUGGCCGUGGUAUGCAUCCCUGGAAAGAAUCUGAACUCGAAGCUGGAGCAGACUUUCUUGAGUCGAACACAGCGCUGAGCGUGCAGCAAGAAAAUAGGCUGAAGCAGAUGGGUGCAACAGUGAGGAAUGCGGGUUCCUACAUAGAAAGAUUGAAGUUGAACGCGGAGAAAGAAAGGUUGGCAAGGAUUGUGAUGGGGAAAAUGACAGUAGAACAGCUAUCUGAUCUCAUGUCUUUCUACCACAUGUUGGGGCAGAUAUGUUCAGAAGUGUUGGAAAAAAAGCUAAGUGGGAUUGUCAAUGACCUUGGUUCUUGAAAGGAUGAUCCAGUGCGCACCAGUACUCCUUUGAAUGACUCACAUGAUUCUUGGUUUUUGGACUGUGUAUUUCUCUCUCAUCUAUUUCUUUCUUUUUACAAGAUAAUAAGAUAUUAACUUAUUUUUA